Molecule: messenger RNA, 8075 nt
Organism: Podarcis lilfordi (Lilford's wall lizard)
Lineage: Eukaryota; Metazoa; Chordata; Lepidosauria; Squamata; Lacertidae
Source: the annotation of a GenBank genome assembly
AUGAGCAUUGUCUCACUUGGCAUGGAGUAUCACCUCCAACUUCUCAAUUCAGCUUCAGUCUGUUUGACCUCAUCCCUUCACCCAGGGCUUCCAGAGAUUGUUUGAGAACGAGGCAGCCACACCUAAGUGCUUCAAAUCUGGAGACGACGUAGACAGCCACUCUUCUUUUUGCCUGGCCCCACUGGCCCCACUUUUGCCUGAUCCAUCCAGCCACUCCUAUCACUACCUGUAUACCUGGACUGCUAGUAAGUCGUGAAGUUGUCUGGCUGCUCUUUAAAUAAUUUGAAUUUCCCCUCCAUCCCUAAUCAUCACAUUCCCCUACUUUUGCUAACAAGACAUUCCUCUGUGGGCUGCUGGCCAUUUCCCCACAUUUCCCCCUUCAAACCACUGUUUUGUACGAGCCUGGUAUAUCAGAAAACUAUCUCGGGGGGGGGGGACUGUCUGUGUACACACAGGUGAACAAAUCCAUGUGUACAUGCCCACAAUGGACCUCAGGUUUCCAGAACUGAAGGAGGGUGGGCUACUGGUGGGGCCAAGUGAGACACACACUGCUUUUUAGCAUACUGUUUUGUGCAAGUCUGAUAUAUCAGAAAACUUGCAUCUCCUGCCCCCCCCUUCAUAAAAAAGGUCUGUGCACAGGUAAUCAGCUACCUGCAUACAUGCCUAAAAGGGACCUCAGGUUUCUAGAAUUCAGGGAGGGUGAGGAAGUACUAACUGAGGGGAGGGAACAACAACAUACAGUGUGAAUAUAUUCAUUAAGAAGAGCUUGUGAGCUGUGCCAGAGGAUCUGCUGAAAGGAGAAGUAUGAAGACUUGGUUUGAUGGCAUAGCAGCAUCUAGGGUAUACUUUAUCAUGCAUAAAGUGAUGUUGCAAACAGAUGGGACAGCACCCAGAGAUGCCUCUGCUCUUUGUUUUAUGCUGCCUACUUUGGUAACACAUUUGAUGUUUCAGCCAGCUGUGUGGUAGGUUUCUAAUGGGUGUGCCUGGUAACAUCACUAACUGGUAAUUCAUCUCCCUUUGGGGCCAACUGCUAGCAGCUGCUUGAGUAAUGCUGGUGCAGCAACAUUUUGAAACAGAUAAAUGCAUCAGCACAUGUGUUUAUGAGCUUAUAUGCCUCCUAGCUGGAAGUUAAAGGGAACACAUUGUUGUGGCUCCACUGGAUAUGCUUCUGAGUUGAAACAAACACACUGAUCACUAGCUCCUGAUAAAUUGUUUAGCUUUUUUCUUCCCUCUUCUGAGUUUUCUGAGCCACUCUCAUUGUACAACCUCAUGUUUCAUUGUAAAGUUUUCUGAGCCACUCUCAUUGUACAACCUCAUGUUUCAGUCCUAGCAUGCCUACAUAGCUAACCUUUCUUGUACCUUUAAAUUUUUUGAGCAAGAGGGGGUUUGCCCAUUUGGCAUUGGUCAUUCAUACUGUGAAUCGGAUUUUAAAGUACCGGUAUUUGCGCAUUUCACUUUUUAUCUGGGCAGCUGAAAAAAGAAGAAGCCUAUUUAUUCUCCAGUCUGAACUAAGCUAUCAGAUUCUCUGUCCCUGAAUCUACCCACAAGUGUGUGAGAGUGCACUGGCCUCUGAAGACACUUCAGAGGUCUUUCUGUAACUCAAAGAUGCUAACAAGAAGUCAGUUCUUGAGUGUGCCAGACACUUUCAAAAUGCCUUUCAGGUUAAAUUCAUUAGAGUACCCAGCCCUGGCGAGAUGCUUUUCUUUGAUGACUUUCCAAUGGGCAGAGUGUUGGACUGGGAUUGGGGAGAAGCAGGUAGAAAGCACAAUUCUGCCCCAGAGCUCACUGAGUAACCUUGGGCUAGUCUUUAGCUCUCAGCCCAACCGCAGGGUUGGUGUGAAAAUAACAUGAGUGCUUAAACUAUCUGCCUUUGAACAUCCGCCAUGUCCUGGAAGACUGCACCUUUAGUCUCCUAGAUAUCACAUACUGAUUUCCCAUGUACAAUUCAUGCCAGAAGAUUUCACAAAGACCAUAGUUAACCACCGUUACCACGAGAAGAAAAUAAUUCAUGCUUCGCUUCAUGAAUUCUCCUUCCCAGCCAGUUAUUUAGAAAGAAGUACCUUAGUGAAUGUCUCUUGAUAGAGCCUGAUCGCAGUCCGCCACAUGCUUCCAAUGGCAGGAAGUGGAAGGGGCCCUGGAGGGAAGCGUCUGCGUGACCACCAGAGCUGUUUCAGGAAGUACAGAAUCAAAAGACCCACCAGCAGAGCAAUCAAAAAUAAUCGUAUGCCAAACAUUUUCCUGCCUUCUCUCUCUCACUCUGUCACUUGUCUCCGUCUAGCACUUCUGGCUGUGUAGGAUACUCCUUCUCUGUUGGCUUUUAAUUUACAUAGACAUAUACUUGCAACACCCUUUUAUACAGGACAAUAAGGCUAAUGGUCUGAGACCAUAUAAUAAUAGUUUUGGAAUGAAACCUUCCAGGGAUUAAUUCAAUGUGAACCAUUUAUUUUUAUUGCACCACCAGUAUGGUUAAUUAUAGUAUGUGGAACUGUAAUAAUUGAAGGGAAGAGAAUAACAUGAAAGGCUGUCAUCAGCCAACUGUGGGCUAUCACGGGGCCAAAUUUGUGCAGGAAUAUUCUGAAAUUUUUAUUAUGUUUAUAAAGUAUAUAUGAUGUUUCUAUAAAGUAUAUAUGAGGUCUUUGCAUUCAACGUUAUAAACUAUCUUCCAACUCACAGAUGUAAAUUUCAGGGGGGGGGCUGCAAAUCCACCCUUGAAUUUCUCUCAGGGAGCUCAGCCCCACCCCCAGGCAGCAGCUACUAAGAAGCAUACUACUAAGUGUGCACGAAAGCUCAUACUAAUAACAAACUUAGUUGGUUUCUAAGGUGCUACUGGAAGGAAUUUUUUUAUUUUGUUAAGAAGCAUAUUGUUAGAGUCGCAUAAUGAACUUGGUUAGAACAGCGGCUGCAGCAGCACAGUACUACCCCAUCUCUCUGUUGUGUCAUACUACAAUUUCCAUGGUCAUCCAGGGGCACUGAUCCUGCUUUCCAGUAUUUGUUUAUCUGUUUGUUUAUUAAGAAUUUAUACUCUGCCUCACAAGAUGGCUUGGCCCUUAAACUUGGCUCCAGGCCUGGCCCACCAAUGAGGCAGAGUGGUGACACCGUCUUGGGCGUCGGAAGUCCCAGAGGCAAGGCAUUGCCCCCCUGAACACCCUGCCGCCUCAAUCGCUGGUGAAGUGGCGGCAGCAUCGGUGCUGAUUUCUGGUGAGAUCUCACGAGAUUUUGUCAAGAUGUCGCUGGAAAUCUGCAGCAAUGCUGGCACUGCUUCUUCACCAGCAGUGGAGGCGAGUUAGGUGGUAAAGUGGCGGCAGGGUGCGGCAGCUCGAUCCGUUAUGCCUCAAGUGGCAAAACCGGGUGUGCCAGCUCUGCCUGACUCCAUCCCCUUUAUGUGGAGAAACAGACUGCAAAGCCUCAGUAGGGCCCAACAGACUGAAAACUGAAAAGCAGUCUGAACUAGGUAAGUCAAGAGCCUCCAUAAUAUUAUAGAAUCAUAGAAUCUUAGAAUUGGAAGGGACCCAAGUGCCACCCAGUCCAAUCCCCUGUAAUGCAGGAAUGUCAACUAUAGCAUCCAUGACAGAUGGCCACCCAACCUCUGCUUAAAUACCUCCAAGGAAGGAGAGUCCACAACCUCUCAAGGAAGUCUGUUCCACUAUCGAAGAGCUCUUACUAUCAGAAACUUCUUCCUGAUGUUUAGUCAGAAUCUCCUUUCUUGUAACUUGAAUCCAUUAGUUUGAGUCCUACCCUCCAGAGCAGGAGAGAAAAAAGCUUGUUCCCUCUUCCAUGUGACAGCCCUUAAGAUAUUUGAAGAUAGCUAUCAUAUCUGUUCUCACAUUUUAAAUAUAAACAAAGUAUUUAACUUAUUUCACAGGGACGAUAACAAUUUUAUUACAGUUGAGGGGGUGGGUGUGUCUCAAUCACCAUGGAGAAAAGCAGAGACUAUGUGAUUUUAAUGACUGUUUAUAUUACUGUAAGCUUUUGUACAUCAGAGCCUACCUCCAGAGAGAGAGAGGGAGAGAGUUCCAAAAGAUGACAACAGAUUUCUCAAUAAAAAGAAACAGACCAUCAUAAACAAACUAUUUUUGGAACAAAAAAAAAUAUUCCUUCCAGUAACACCUUAGAGACCAACUAAGUUUGUUAUUGGUAUGAGCUUUCGUGUGCAUGCACACUUCUUCAGAUACACUGAAACAGAAGUCACCAGACCCUUAUAUAUAGUGAGAGGGUGAGGAGGGGUAUUACUCAGAAGGGUGGUGGGAAUGGGUGAUUAGCUGAUAGGUGUGGCAAACCUGUUGACCACUGUUAACGACUGCAAUUUGGUCUUACAAGAAAAAGCAAGGGGUGAGAUGGCUAAAAAUAGCUUUAUCAUGUAUAAUGAGAUAAGAAUCCAAUGUCACUAUUCAGACCAGUUCUCUCCAUGGUUUUAAGUUUGGUAAUAGAGUAAGCUGCAAUUCAGCAACUUCUCUUUCCAGUCUAUUUCUAUUUUUGGGUUAUUCUUUUUAGCCAUACGCCAUGUUGAAGCUAAGCUCUUUUGAGCUUGUUCUUAGUGGCUUUAAGCUCUGUAAUUGAAAUCUACCCAGCCUGAUUCAUCACUCAUGCAUCUGAGGAAGUAGGUUCAGGCUUAUGAAAACUUUUACUUUAAAAAAGAAAAAAAGAAUAAAUACAGUUUGCCUUUAGAAGUGCCACAGAUUCCUUGCUUGCUUGUUUUCCUGAUAACAUGGACUAGGAAUAAGAUUUGUUAGACUGAUGCUUUCACUGGUGAAAGUACACCCACAACAUCCUGCAGCAGAAACCUGAAUGCAGCACUAGGAGAAAUCCGCUCACCUUAUCUGGUAGGCAGUGUUGUGGCCCAACCACAGGCCCAGCGGUGAUCCGGCGAAUGGCAAGGGUUGCAUGGCCUGCCUGCUUGCGACUGGACAGUGCCAGCAGGUUUUGGGUGGGCUAUCCCAGGGGUGGGCCCAGGCAGCCAAUCAGCACCAUCUGGGGGGUUAAAUUGCAGCCUAGCCUGGCUCUCCUCACUCUGCCUUCUUUCACCAGAUCUCCCACCCUUUAAUUUUGCUUCAGUUUACACUUUGACCUUGCUAUGGACAUCGGCUGCCCUAUUCAGGGCCAAGCAGGAAUUUUUCCACUUGGCAAAUUGGCACUGGCCAUUUAGUUUUUGCCUACCUCAUAGCAAUCAUCACAACUUUGUGAGAUUAGGCAUUGGGUAAGCCUUGGUCUUGGGUGGAGGGGAGGUUGUAGCCUCUGCCUGCUCCUCCAUGGUUAAAGGUAUCCUCUUAAAGGGAUCUGUGAGCGGGAGCUUCUAUCUGAUGUCCAGGUGGGGGCUAGGGCCAUACCAUUCCUUCAGUGGGGACCCUUUGGGGGGUACCUCUAUUUGAUGUAGGUCAUAGGGGGCCCCUGUGGUGGUUUACUUUUUGAUACGGAAGGGGGGGGCAUGUCUUCUUCACCUUCUUCUUCGCUACAAUAUAUCCAUUUAUUUCCAAUUGUCAAUGUCAAAAGGGACUAAAAUCUAUAAAAUUCAUAGAAAAUCAACAUGCCAAUUUGCUCAAUUUCUCUAGGACUCCAUGACACCUCCCCUGUCCUCCAUAAUCCCUCAACCAAAGUGUCAAGACCCUAAUCCUGUCAAAUCACUCUGCCAAGCCUUUCCUCCGGGCAAUGCCAGGUGACAGAAUAUGCAUACAUGGACCAUUGACUUCUCAUCACCGGUACUCAGGAAGUGCUUAUCUGCGCAUAUCUCCAGCUCUGCAUAUUCCCCCCCCUCCCUCCUCCAUAUGUUAAUCCGGUGUAACCCAACCUCUCCUUAAUGUAUUCAUGAUGUAACUGGGAUGUAUUUUGCACUGUAUUCUGGGACAUGGAGGGAAGUUUCAAAAGUUCAUGUCACCCCUUUCUCGCUGUUCAAUCUCGUCUUGAACCUGUUGCGCAAUAAACUUGGAUCUUCUGCAGUUUGCUCCUGUCUCCGGCUGAGCUCAUUUUCUUCCGCAGGGACCCGCGGACUUAGUCUGACGAGCUGGGUGGCAGAGUAGCCCCGCACCCAGAUUUUACCGUAACACUUUUAGAUGUGUGGGAUGUAAAACUUAUAGCAGUCAAGUACAACAUUCCUGCAGUGGACAUGUUAGGGGAUGCUUUGUACCUCUCAGGAGAAAACUUCCUGUUUCCUCCUGAGCUGGGACAGACUUCCACUACAUAUGACUUGAAGAGGGAGUGGUCUAUUGUACUAGCAUGGAGGAGCACACAGCCUCCAUGUUCUGAUCAGUGUGUGUUCUCCAUUUUGUAUGUUGCUGUGUGUUUGGAGAAGUGAUUGCUUAGCCGCAGUCACUUGGGACUAACUUCUUUAUGGAAUAGUUCUACUUGUUAUGUAACCUAAGUCUGCCUUCAGGGAUAUGUCUGUGAACCUGAAUGAAUCUGUGGGUAAGCUACUUUUAUAUUAACGUUAAUCAGAUUCUUGUGUUUAUUCUUUUGAAGAGGGAUUAGAAGGGGUUUUACCAGGAAGGAAUCUUUAAUAGAAAGCUUAAGAUGAGUCAGCAACAAGCUGAUCGCUGCGUAAUUUUAAAAGGGGGGUGUUUGGAACUCUGCUAGAAUAUGGAACUUGCUAGCACAAGUUCGGAAGGAUAUCAUUACAUAAUAUAUCCUCUCCUGCCUCCCUAAUCAUCCCCACAAGAUGCGGUGAAAUCCCCACAAGCAGAUGUGGUGAAAUAAUUUGGCUUCACCCAAUGCCUAUGCCAAACCAUUCACAUCUGUAACCAAUAAAAGUUGUGGCCUUUUCAAACCCAUAAACCUAUAGUUCAUGCUGUGUGUCUUGUGUAAUUAUUCACUCCAUAGGGAACUGCUGAGUCAUGGGUUCUUGGCAUGCAAAUCUCUACUACUUAUUCCAUGGCAGGAAACUUAGCAAAGGGAGAGGGGGAGUCUUCAAAAACUAUGGCUCCUGAUGUGAAGGGAAAACCAGGACAACAGUACCAAGAUAUUUGUGGGGAAAGCUGUAAGUGGCUCUUUAGUAAUUUGGUAACAAAGCAUACUGUGACAUCUUUUGGUCUGCAGCAAAUAACAUGAAUGUUCAUCUUCAAAACACAUUGAGACAAGGAUGCAUGCAAAAAUUUUGUUCAAAAUAGACAUAAACAGAUCUCUCAGGAAAUUGAUCUUAGUGUUAUAGCUAAUGACCUUAUCCAGAGAGCACCAAUGAGAAAAAAAAUCAUUCAGUGCAGAAGAAGUCUAUAAAUAUCUGUAAAUUGAAAACGUACAGUGGUACCUCAGGUUAAGUACUUAAUUCGUUUCGGAGGUCCGUUCUUAACCUGAAACUGUUCUUAACCUGAAGCACCACUUUAGCUAAUGGGGCCUUCUGCUGCCACGCCGCCGGAGCACGAUUUCUGUUCUCAUCCUGAAGCAAAGUUCUUAAUCCGAGGUACUAUUUCUGGGUUAGCAGAGUCUGUAACCUGAAGCGUAUGUAACCUGAAGCGUAUGUAACCUGAAGCGUAUGUAACCGGAGGUACCACUGUACUGGGUUUUGAAAACCCUGUGUAGCUUGUUUGGAUUGUUACAUUAUACAGCGAUCAUGCAUAAAACAAGGUGAGUCAACGUAGUGAAAUUACAGGUUUUCCACUAAUCACGCAAAUGAAUGCUGCCUUUGGUGGGGGUGAAGUUAAGGGAAAUUGGGAGGGAUAUCGGGGGGCGGGGCAGAUACAGAUUUUUUUCUGGAUAUGAGCGAGAAGGUGCUUGCAGGUGGAGAGGAAGGGGGAUGAUGGGAUUAUUUGACAGUUUUUUGAGAAUUUUCAAAAAAAUCGUUAGUGUUAAUUAAAAGUGAAAGGUUGUAUUUCAGCUGACUGUGUAUCAUUCAUUAAAGCCAAAUGUGUUUUACAAGUUGAAGCUACACAGCAGAAACAAACACCACUGAGUUUGAUUGUAUUUACUUCCAGGUAACCAUAAUUGCCCAUUCAUGGUUGGGGAGCCCUAAGCACAGAAGCAAAACUCUCAGCAUUUCUCCCUUCUGGCUCACUGACAAGCAUCCCGCCAGCCCACCUUGUCACCUGGAUGCAGCUAACUGCAACCUACCUCAUCCCUUUGAAGUGAAGCAACACAGCAAAGUGGCCAUCUGA